AUGGAAAGGAGUCUUAGCGAUGAUUGUUUUGACAUAACAUGGCCUACAACUCCACCCGAAUGCGACGGCGUCUGUAGAGGUGCUGAUGGCCGGGUUGACCAAAGCGGCGUGAAGGCUUCCGGGUGGGCUUAUCUUGACGAAAUUGAAGAGGCUGCCAAACGCGGCUGUCAAAAAUGUGCGGUGGUAUUUCACUGCUGUCGCAAUAUGAAGCCUCUCAAAGGCAGAAUUGACGUCGGUUGUAGCUUUACUAAUCCUGGUCAAAUACAGCAGGUAUGGAAGUGGCUCAAAAAGCGCAGUGAGCACAAGACAAUGGAGCUCCCUACCAUUCAGCUGUACGUUCAGAGCGGGGCACCUAAACCGGCUUGGGACUUCAUCAAGAAUGGACGAUUCCCGAUGACAACUCGACGAGAGGAACACCAAUCAAUACUCGCUGCUUGGGAAACAGAAUGCGAAGCGAGACAUGCCAAUUGUGUCACACGACAUGCGGCACUUCCACGUCGUGUUCUCGACGUGGGCAACAAGAUUGACCCUCGGCUUCUUCUUCAUGUUUCUUCUGAAGAGAUCGGCAACUACGUGGCUUUGAGUCACUGCUGGGGGCCGGAACAUCUACAUCCACCGGAAACAAACCUGUCAAAUCUCAGACAACGCCAGGAGGGCAUCGAAUUAAGUACGCUGCCGAGUACUUUCCGCGAUGCUGUUCUUGUAACCCGAAGUCUCGGUAUUCAGUACUUGUGGAUUGAUUCUUUGUGCAUGGUGCAGGAUGAUAGCUGUGAUUGGCAAACAGAGUCAUCGAAAAUGGCCGGUUAUUACAGCGAUGCCUACCUCGUCAUAGCCGCCGCACAGGCAGAAGAUUCCACCCAAGGGUUUCUCGAUGUCGCAGGCGUCCAUCCACACCUUAAUCCAGACCGCGCAGUUGAGAUUGGACAAAUCACAAACCCAAACUCCACCAUUUCACGCAUUUACAAGAGGCGUUUAAAGAGCGAUUCUUCCGCGACCCGCCACCAUGGGCUGUUGCACGCCGCUCCACUCAAUCAACGAGCGUGGGCUUUGCAAGAGUAUAUAUUGGCCAAAAGGAUUGUACACUUCACCAAAGGCGAAAUGCUCUGGGAAUGUGCAGAAUGUCUGAGAUGCGAGUGCAUGGAGAUGGAUCAUACCACCGAUGACAUCAGCGUGCAUCCAGGCAUCAUGAGAAAAGGCCAAUUCCUUCUACUUCGUUACCAGGAGGACGGAGUCAGCCUUCAUGAACUCUGGCUGGGCUUGUUGGAAGCAUACUCGUCACGAGAUCUAUCAUACGAUUCAGAUUUACUCCCGGCGCUCUCUGGGUUAGCAAAGCUGUGGCAGUCUCGAGGCGCUGGCAAGUACUUGGCUGGAUUCUGGAACGAAUACAUCCUGGAGUCUAUGGUAUGGCAAGUCCUUGGUUUGUCACCUUCCCAGAUCCAGCGUUCAACCGAGUACCGGGCGCCGUCUUGGUCACCAUUCUCGCUAGAAGAAAAGUUUGGCUCCAAGAACCGCAGGACUCGUCUUUCAUUUCGCUUCCCAACUGAUCACCGGAGAUUGGCGGAACGAUGUGCCGUGGUACUGGACGCAGGAAGCACACCCACGGGAGCAGAUCCCACAGGGCAAAUAACAAGCGCAUUCCUUCGAAUUAGGGGCCGAAUCAUCCGAGAGAAUGCUUCAUCUGAACAGCUCAAGCUUCGGGGGGAGGAUGUACACAUAAGAUUCGACGUGGACAUGAACUUCGGUGAAGGAAUUGACCUAACCUUUCUCCUGAUAGGCCACAACACUCUCGGCGGUCUCAUAGUACUUGUCUUACAGCCUUCGAGAAAAAGUGGCGUUUAUGAAAGAGUCGGUAUCACGUCUCGUUAUAACAGAGAAGGAAGCCGAGAGUUGGCCAGUCAGUUUUUAGCAGUCAAGGAGGAAACUGUUGUAGUCAUCUGA
Colletotrichum gloeosporioides is the source of this 1938-nucleotide messenger RNA. RefSeq lists its product as uncharacterized. The record is from RefSeq and is a predicted model, not a curated record. The transcript has a single exon. The coding region runs from base 1 to 1938 and encodes 645 amino acids. NCBI's taxonomy places the organism in Eukaryota, Fungi, Ascomycota, Sordariomycetes, Glomerellales, Glomerellaceae.